CAUGGCCUCGAUUACCUAUAAAAGAAACGACGACAUUGAAAAUCAUACUAACGAAUUUCAUUAUUUUAAAUCUUAUCACUUGAUCGUUUCCUUCAAAAGACUGUGGUUUUGUUACGUCUUCCCAGGAAUAUCUCAAAAAUUAGAAACCGAAUUUGAAGAAGUGCAUAAUCAACAAUGAACUUGGCGAUAUCAGCACUUCCUUUCAUCAUUUCAACUCUAUCAAUACUGAGCAACAUCGAAGCAGCAGACCAAAACUAUCCACUUUACGUAACAAAAACGAAGAAUGAUUUUGGAUACGAUUUAGCCGAUCCCUUCAGUUACAACGAGGUGGUCAAUAAACGCAAAUUCCACGACCUCAGCGAAAAGAAUCAAAUACUUCUAGCAGCUUGUCCGAUGCCCGACACCACUCAUCCAGUUCUUCAAGUAUUGUCCAAAACCGAAGAAGAGCUUGCCGAUGGUUUCAGGUGUGACGAGCCCGUCAAAUACGCCAUACAAAAUAAUGCUGACGUCACAGAGUGUAAAAUUGGAUUCUCGAUUAAUAUGGGAAGCUCUGAUCGCAGCCCUGGCACAUUUGUGAUUCCAGACAUGUUUAAGUAUCAUAUACCAUUGAUAACAGUAGAACGCAAAACUACUCCGGAUAUUGCUGUUCCUCGUUUAAUCGUUAGGCACAAUAUCAAGUACGGGAAAAUGUUAGCAGAGAAUGAAAACUACGAUCAGCAAUCACGAAGUCGACCAGAAUACAACAAAAAUAUCGAUAUUUUUCACUACGAUAUCGAUAGGGCUUAUAAAGAGGAUUAUCAACGGGAAUUCAGCAAAAAGUUUUUCCGAGGGGAAACGACCUCAAGAUUAGAGAAAUUACAGUUAGCUCCAGCCGAUGAUUUCUUCUUCGAUUCGUGGAAGGAAGCUUCGCGGAAUAAUAUCAAUACAACUCCCGUUUGGGGAGAGCUCAUGAUAGAAUGGCGAAAACUUGAGAAUUUUGUGAGACGCGUAGCCCUAGUCAUCGAAGACUUACAAAUCGUAACCGGAGGCUCGAACAUCGACUCCAGUACUCCAGGAGCCCAACAAAUUUCAUACCUUUACAAAUCAGAAGAUCCAUUAGAAGAACCUUUACCGGUAUUCGAACUAAUCUUCAAAACAGUAGCUUUCAAUCAACAACGUCAAGAUGGCACAUGGCUCCGUCAAGGAAUUUUGUUCGCAAUGAAAAACGAUCCACGGGAUAAAGUCACCGCUGAGAACGAGUUGAUGGAAGAAACCGGAUGGACAAAUUAUUCGAAUUAUAUAUCUGACCGCCGAAUAGUCGCACAGGAGAUGAAUCCUAGAACAGGACGCUGGGAGCAUAUCGACGAUAACAAUGUUUACGAGCCUUUGAAUUUGAAUAAAGUUAGGGUACUGUCCCUAGAUGAAAAUGGUAAAGAAUUUGAGAAGGUAGUCAAUGUACUCGAGGUGAAAUAUUGAAGAACUGGGGUACCAAAUAGAGGACAGGUUCCCCCCUUAGAAAUUCAUGCAGUCAUUACUGCGAAUUACUGCAGUGGUUGUUGUUUAAAAACGUAGUACUAGGUUGAUCUUUAUCUAUUUUUGUUUCAUUUUUUUCCAUUUUAGAU
Planococcus citri (citrus mealybug) is the source of this 1601-nucleotide messenger RNA. RefSeq lists its product as uncharacterized. The transcript is spliced from 6 exons. Lineage: Eukaryota; Metazoa; Arthropoda; Insecta; Hemiptera; Pseudococcidae. The coding region runs from base 175 to 1455 and encodes 426 amino acids. The record is from RefSeq and is a predicted model, not a curated record.